CCAAGUCCGGAUAGAGCCGGUCCAUGAUCUCGGAAUCACUACAGUAUGGCGGAUGAACAACCAGCGAUGGUCCACGAGGACUCCAUCAACUCGCAGGACCCCAAUCAACACGGCGAGAAUACGAAGACGAAGAGUAGGAGGCCAGCGAACACUGCUUUUCGACAGCAGCGAUUAAAAGCAUGGCAACCGAUCCUCACCCCCAAAACUGUCCUCCCGCUGUUCUUUGCCAUAGGUAUUAUAUUCGCGCCAAUUGGAGGCGGAUUGCUUUAUGCUAGUGCACAAGUGCAAGAGAUCAUAUUGGAUUAUACGAAGUGCUAUACCGAGGCGCCAGACUAUCCAGCGACAGCUCCUAUGCCCUCAAAUCUUGUCCAUCUCUCAUUCAACAAGAACUCUUCGAAUCAAUUCCAGGCCGAUCCUCCAUCUUGGACGAAGAAGACCAUUAACUACACCUACCAUGAAGGCGUUGUGGUUCCGACUGUGCAAUGCACCCUCAAUUUCUCCAUUCCGAACGACAUGAAACCUCCGGUGCUCUUCUACUACCGCCUCACAAACUUCUACCAGAAUCACAGACGUUAUGCGAAGUCCUUCAACAACGACCAGUUAUCCGGGAAAGCCGUGUCUGCAAGCAGUAUUGAUGGAAGCGAUUGCACACCUCUUACAACCACUGAAGUUGAUGGUGUCAAAGUGCCUUAUUACCCUUGUGGUCUUGCAGCCAACUCUCAGUUCAACGACACAUUCUAUAGCCCUGUCCUUUUGAACGUUCCAGGUGGAUCUUCCAGCGACAACAGAACCUAUGUUAUGCAAAACAACACCGAUAUUUCGUGGAGCAGCGAUAAGGCGUUGUAUGGCGAGAGUAAAUACAACUGGUCCCAAGUUGCUGUCCCACCAAACUGGGUCGUCAGAUAUCCAAAUGGCUACAGUACGGAUUAUCACCCAAAUCUUGUGGAUGACGAAGCUUUCCAAGUCUGGAUGCGUCUUGCUGGUCUCCCCACUUUCAGCAAGUUGGCGCAGAGGAACGAUGACGAUAUUAUGGUAGCUGGAACCUAUACCGUCGACAUCAACCACAAUUUCAAUGUCACAGAAUAUGGUGGCACAAAGUCAAUCAUCAUCUCCACUCGUACCGUGAUGGGAGGAAAGAAUCCUUUCUUAGGCAUUGCAUACGUUGUCGUAGGCGGCAUUUGCAUUGUCCUUGGAGCUCUCUUCACUGUCACGCAUCUCAUCAAGCCAAGGAAAUUGGGCGAUCAUACCUAUCUCAGUUGGAACAACGAGGGUCCAAGCACGGCGACAACGAGUGGAAGAGAUGGCGGAAUGGGACUUGGCGGUGAAGGCAGUCAUGCUUAGAUAGCAAACUGAUAGGAGAGGAACCAAUUUGAAAAGGGCUUGGCUGAGCGGCAAAGAUGAGAGCACAUGAAGAGAAGAGUAGCUGUAUAAUAUGCAAUCAUGAGGUUUUCCUUUUUGUCCGUGGUCUCGGGUUUCAUUGUUUGAUAGGGAGGCAAAGCGGUUUCUGGCGCGUUGUGGUCUUCCUCUUACACCUGCUAAAUGCGAGGUUGGAUUGGAGGAUCUGGGUCUGAUAUUUCUCGGUACUUAGAAUUGAAUGAAUGAUGCGUCGUCCUUGUAUUUUUUCUUUGUG
Messenger RNA from Mollisia scopiformis, 1630 nucleotides. RefSeq names its product Lem3/Cdc50. The transcript has 5 exons. The coding region runs from base 46 to 1341 and encodes 431 amino acids. NCBI's taxonomy places the organism in Eukaryota, Fungi, Ascomycota, Leotiomycetes, Helotiales, Mollisiaceae. The record is from RefSeq and is a predicted model, not a curated record. Gene Ontology annotation, cellular component: plasma membrane; Golgi apparatus; endoplasmic reticulum.